CCCGAUUUACGCCCGGGCCAUUCUGGAACCAUCCACGGGGCGAGCGGAGUUCUCAUUCGUCCAGUGACAUUGAACUGAAAGUUCCGGUCUAGCCUACUGACAAACUAAAUCAACUGCACCCCAAAAGUGCGAAUACGGUUUUUUAUUAGCCAACCGAAUGGAUUGAUCUUCAGAAGCAAGUGUAACACUCUUGUCAACAUGUCCAAGUUUUGAAAUUGACCGUGCCCAGUGUAAGAGAGCGUCCCCCACCCCUAAAACCCACAUGUGUAUCAUCUUCUUCAAGUUCGACCCUCGGCCUGCAUCCAAAAAUGCCUACAGGCUAAUAUUGGCCGCAAACAGAGAUGAGUUCUACAACAGGCCAACCAAAGCUGCAGACUUUUGGGCGAGCAACAGCGAAAUCCUCAGUGGGCUGGACCUGGAGGAGGGGAAGGAAGGAGGAUCAUGGCUGGGGAUUAACAAGAGGGGCAAGCUGGCCGCACUGACCAAUUACCUGGAGGGAAGGCCCAAUCCAGACGCACAAGGAAGAGGGUUCCUGGUGUCCAAUUUCCUGGCAGAUCAGAGCCAGGACAGCUACUCCUACCUGAAGAGGGUGUCAUCUGAGGGACAUCUCUACAAUGGCUUCAACCUCCUCACCGCUGAGUUCAAGGCCAAAGAAGACACUGUGUGUUACUAUGGAAACAGGGGCAGUGCCGAACCCAUCCGUCUAAAUCCAGCAGGAAUCUAUGGUUUGAGUAACUCCCUGUUGGAGACCCCAUGGAGGAAACUGCAGCAUGGGAAGAGACUGUUUACCAGCGUAGUGAACCAGACACUGCCUUGUGACAGCCUGGUCCAUGAUCUGCUCAACGUCCUCAACAACGAGGAGCUGAACACUCCUGACCCAGCCCAGGAGAGCCAGGGUGAAGGGUACAGCAGCCCCAUGCUCCGGGCCCUGUCCUCUGUGUGUGUUCGCUCCCCGCAUUACGGCACCAGGACCAAUACCAUUAUCCUAAUAGACGCAUCAGGGAAUGUGACCUUCACAGAGCGCACCAUGCUCAACUGUGACGUCAGCCAAUGGAGCACAAGCUCUUUCCAGUUCAAAAUCCAGAACUGAAGACCGCUAAAUGGCUCUAUAUGGGAAUCACACUCUGUGCCUUUCUGCAUCCAACCUCUUCCCUAUCCCUCCUUCUUCCACAGCAAGCUCUGGCUUCACAAUAGUGAAAUGAACAUGAAGAUUGAUUUGCUAUUUAAAAUGGUGGUGGGAGAGAGUCAAAUUAUGGCACUUUUUUUCAGAGAGAUUGUUGCACUGUUCAUGGAAUUGUCUUUGGGGAAUACGUUUUAGCUUGACUUAGACGUGUGAAUUAAUUAAAUAAUACAUAAUGGGUGCUAUUCUUAUUUUGUUAAUUGGAUUCAAAUAUUAUUUUGAGGUGUGUGCUUAAGUGUAUUGCCAAAGAACAAAUGUAAUUUAAUAACCAAAGUAAAUGAUUUACAUUUAACAUUGCAUCUAUUUUCUCAACACUGGCUUUGUGGCUCAGUCUGCCUUCUACUAGCCAUGUUUGUUUGUAUCUUCAGUUGAAGUGUAAAAUGCUAACACUCUUAGAAGCAGCAGCAGCCAUCAAUAUCCUUCUAAAAUUCUGUAAUAAGAAUGACUGGUUUGGGUUCCUCAAGUCAGGUGUUUAACUUUUCUGUGACAGAAUUCUGAAGGCAAAUUGCAACAGCCUGCCUUGUAGAAUAGUAGUUAUCAUUGCCACAGAUUUUGACUUUGCGACCGAGGUUUGCUUGUUAAGUAAAACAGAGGAAAGCACUUAAAAUGUUUUUCAAAGUGGUAAUCAGUGUUUUUCUUUGUUUUCCUGCCUUGUUCCACAUACUGCAUAGGAGAGACAUUUCACAGCAAGGAAAACAAACUAAAAUGAUUAUUUUUGUCACUCACAUCUGCAGUGUUCGGGUUUCUGGUUCAAACACUUAUUCACAUUUGUGAGAGUUACAAUGGAGAUUGGCUGUUACAAAUUGUGUUGAUGUUCCGCCAAUGAUGAGGAUCCUUCAGUGGUUUUCUAAGUUUUAUGUUACUGACCUCCGGUAUCCGUAGAAGUUCAGAAACCUCUGUUUACCACAUCACUGGUGUCUUGAUAUACAUUGUGAAUAUAGUACUUUUAAUCUGUAUUUAUAUAAACAUUUUCUGUGUUUGCAGAACACGGGAGUUGCUAUAGAACUCCAGCAAAAAAUGGCUAGCUGUAUGUUGCUUAUGAGUGCAUUUCACACAACUUUUAGAUUUUAAGGCUUUUAUGAAUGUUCUGCUUCAUACACUGCUCAAAAAAUAAAGGGAACACUAAAAUAACACAUC
Molecule: messenger RNA, 2317 nt
Organism: Oncorhynchus mykiss (rainbow trout)
Lineage: Eukaryota; Metazoa; Chordata; Actinopteri; Salmoniformes; Salmonidae
Product: transport and Golgi organization 2 homolog
Biological process (GO): protein secretion; Golgi organization
Cellular component (GO): Golgi apparatus
Source: RefSeq, a predicted model, not a curated record